AUGAGUGCAGUGCUAGCAACGAUUUUGAUUAUUUCGAUUAUUUUCAUACUAUAUGGGGAAUUACGAAAAUGGUUUGUCAAAAGAAAAAUACGGAAUUUUGAAUCACCGAGACAAUUGCCCAUGUUGGGUGUAGCUGCCCGGUUCAUCGGAAAGCCAAAUGAAGACAUUAUAGAUAUAGUAUUUGAUAUAUUUGAUGAAGUAAAAUCGACGCCGAUCCAAGUGUGGUUGGGUCCGUUUUUAAUGAUUGGCAUAUCUGAACCGCCAGACAUUGAAACCAUUUUAACAAGCGAUGAUUGCCUGAAUAAGCCGUAUUUUUACGAACACGCGAAAUGUAAAACUUCGCUCAUCGCAACCAAUCGGGAAAUUUGGAAGCCACAUCGUCGUGCGCUGAACACAGCAUUUAAUUUGAAAAUGUUGCAAAGUUAUGUGCCAUUAUUAAAUCACAAAUCACGCAUUCUAAUCGAACAAAUGGAGCCGUUUCUUCAAGAGCCAGGUGAUAUAUAUCGAAUGAUCUACAUUGGAAUGAUUGAUAUGGUUACUAAAACAACAAUGGGAACAGAAAUGAAUUUACAGCUGAACGGACGCGGUGCAUAUUUAUACAACAUUGCAAAAUUAAUCAUGAAUAAUAUUCAGUACCGAAUCACAAGAUUUUGGUUUCGAUGGGAUUUCAUGUGGAAUAUAUCGAAAGUUGGCCACGACGAAAAGAUUCCGUUGAAAAAUGGCUACGGUUUCAUUGAUGAAUUAUAUGAAAAAAGAGUGAAUGAGUUGCAAUCGUUGAAAUUGCAAGGAAUUGACUAUUUAGAGGAAGUCAAAGAGAAGAAUGCAACAAAUUUUCUCGACAAAUGCCUGAUUUUGGAACAAGAAGGAGUAUUCAGUCAUGAAAAUGUUUUGGAUCAAAUGCGUUUGAUCGUUUUAGCUGGCAUGGAUACAUCAGCAAUAGCUGUAUUUGGCACUUUACUAUUGUUAGCCAUGAAUCAAAAGCAUCAGGAUUUGGUGGUGGAGGAACUGCGAUCGAUUUUCGAUUCAGCCGAUUCGGAUGUGACACAAGACGAUUUAUCUCGAAUGCAGUACUUGGAACGUGUGAUUAAAGAAUCACUUCGAUUACUCUCACCAACACCAUUCAUUGUUCGUAAACCAUCCGCCAAUAUUGAAUUGGCUAAAGGAAUUAUUCCUCGAGGUGCAUUUGUUGUAAUUAAUAUCUUGCAUUUACAUCGAAAUCCAAAGAUUUGGGGUGAAAACGCGCUUGAAUUUGAUCCAGAUCGAUUUUUACCCGGAAACAUUGCAAAACGACCACCAUUUAGUUACAUCCCAUUUUCAGGCGGAGCCAGAAAUUGUAUCGCAUUAAAAUACGCAAUGAUAUCGGCCAAAAUCACUAUCGCCCAUUUGCUGCGGAGAUACAAAUUCAUCACGAAUUUGAAGUUUGAGGAUAUUCGUGUGAAGGCACACCUCGUGUUGGAAGUAAUCAAUGAAAAACCGCUUCGAAUGGAAGAACGUAAUUUUUAGAAGGGACACAAAUUUAUUGUAGUUCGUUUUCAUAUUCGAAGUUGUAUUGCGUCUUAUAAAAUAUAUA
This is a messenger RNA of Contarinia nasturtii (swede midge), 1570 nucleotides long. Its product is annotated as probable cytochrome P450 313a4. Bases 1 to 1503 code for a protein of 500 amino acids. The transcript has a single exon. NCBI's taxonomy places the organism in Eukaryota, Metazoa, Arthropoda, Insecta, Diptera, Cecidomyiidae. The record is from RefSeq and is a predicted model, not a curated record. Gene Ontology annotation, molecular function: iron ion binding; heme binding; oxidoreductase activity, acting on paired donors, with incorporation or reduction of molecular oxygen.